GUCCUCAUUACCCAUGAUUAUUUUGACCUAAAAGCCCCAAAUUCUUGUCCUUUCUUUUCCUUUUUACCCUUCUUGAGUUUUAUUAAUGAUGAUUAGCGACACUAAUCAGUGAUUAUCACUUAAAAACCACCCUCUGUCGCCCGCCAUAAGCUCUUCUUCAGUGACGAGUUGAUGUAUUGGCUCGAUCUCUCUCUCUGUUUCCCAGCGAGCUAGUGUGAUGAGAAGCGUUUGAAAAUGCCGGAGCCGGGGUUUCAAGAUCAGAACCUUUCGUUGAGAUCGAGUCUCAGGCCUCGCGAUGCUAGUCCCGACUCUGUGAUUUUCACUCUGGAAUCCAAUUUCAGCGUGUUCUCCUCCGCUUCUGCCAGCGUUGACCGCUGUUCCUUUGCUUCCGACGGUCACGAUCAAGACUCUCUCGUCUCUGAAAUCUCCCAGCAUUUGGCAGGACAUGAUGUCUGUGAGAGUUCGAGUGGUCCAGAUCUAGAUCCAAACAAGUCUACAGUACACAAGAGCAGUCGCCUGACCAGAAAAGCCGAAAAAACAAAAGGCUACGGAGGAGAAACAGAGGACGAAGCGUAUCCCCAAGAUUCAGCUAGAAGCUCCUUCUCUCAAGCUAUCAAAGAAUGCCGGGAACGAAGAUCCAGAUCUGAAGCAGUAUCGAAGAAACCAGACAGGCGAAGACCUGCUUCGCUAGAUCUGAACAAUGCUACAACCUCUUCGCCUAGACUGGGAGUCAUGAAGAAAAGCUCAGUUUCAUCUCGACAUCCCGGUACUUUUCCGAGCCCCGGCACGCCGAACUAUCGGCACAACAGUGUCGGAGUUCAAAAAGGUUGGAGUUCGGAGCGAGUUCCGUCGCACACGCAUACGAACCGGAGGCAGGUGUCUGCGGCUCUGUUGCCGUUCAAUAACGGGAGGACCUUGCCGUCCAAGUGGGAAGAUGCCGAGAGGUGGAUCUUCAGCCCGGUAUCGGGAGAUGGUGGCAUCAGGCCGGCCUUGCCUCCGCCGCAUAGAAGGCCCAAGGCGAAGAGUGGGCCUCUUGGGCCGCCAGGGAUUGCUUACUAUUCGCUGUACUCACCGGUGGUGUCGAUGUUUGAGGGAGGUAAUGUUGGAAAUUUCAUGCCGAGCUCGCCGUUUUCUGCUGGGGUGAUGACGGCGGAUGGAUUGGCGGUGCCAUUUGACGGCCGUGGCGUAGCGGUUUCGGCUCAAACAGAGCCUUGCAUGGCUCGUUCAGCGAGCGUGCACGGGUGUACUGAAGUGCUAGGCCAGUCAUCCUUGCUUGAUUCUCUAGAUGAGAAUCUUGAUAGCAUUAAGGAUGCAGCUACCAACAUUUCAUUUUCUGUGUCAAGAAGGGAUAUGGCAACCCAAAUGAGCCCCGAGUCUAGCACCCACUCAUCUCCCAAAAGGAGGCCUUCUUUCACUCCUACUCUCUCCGUCACACCUAUUCCAGAGGGUGCUCAUUCAUCUAGAUUGGAAGUCAGGGAUGUGCAGGUAGAUGAACGUGUUACUGUGACAAGGUGGUCGAAGAAGCAUAAAGGUCGAAUUCCUGGGAAAAGCUCUGAGAAUGUUGAUGACUGGAAAAAGAAGGCUGUGGGUGCCCAAUCUUCAACUUGGGAACUUUCGGAGACAGCAAAGAGCAUUUCAAAGGUAAAAAGGGAGGAAGCCAAGAUCACUGCAUGGGAGAACCUACAGAAAGCAAAAGCAGAGGCAGCCAUUCGAAAACUAGAGAUGAAAUUGGAAAAGAAGCGAUCAUCCUCGAUGGAUAAAAUUAUGAACAAGCUGAGAUCAGCUCAGAAGAAAGCUCAAGAAAUGAGGAGCUCAGUGUUAGUCAACCAGGCCCAUCAAGUUGUCAAGACUUCCCAUAAGGCUUUAUCAUUCCGUAGGACACGUCACAUGGGUUCACUGAGUGGCUGCUUUACCUGCCAUGCUUUCUAAUACCUCAUCCAAUCUUCUGUUCUCCGGUUUCUCGGCCUUUAACAAUAGCUACUACUAGCUAUUCAGUACAGCAAGCUCUGUGCAAUACGCCAAUUAUGAAGACAUAGUUGUUCAUCAUUGGUAUAAUUAUAUGCUGCCUGGUCAGAACUCAUGUUAUCUUGUCGGAAUUCAUGUUAUCUAGUCAUAACUCAAUUCAACAUCCAAUCGGCAACAAGCUUUUUUAAUUUGUUCAUGGUUUUGUUUGUUUCUACAUGGCAUCCAAAGCCUGUCCAUGCGAUCUAUAAAUGUAUUUUGGUGCCAACAAAAGGUGUAUUUGCCAUGGAGCAGAAGAUGGUUAUUCAGUAAAAAAUCCGAAAAGAGUGCAAAGCAGAUGACUGAAUGCAUUACAGCACUGGGAACGUACCGUUUUGACACUAAGUGGCAAGAAAUGAUGCGCCAAUGGCCCAUACACAUUUCAAGAUGUGGGAGGGAUUUUGAUUGCAGCGUCAGCCUCUCAGGUACUCACGGUGUUCAAAAGAAGAUAAAUAGAAAAGGAUUUGUCUAAAUAAUGAAUGUAUGUAUAUGUACCUAUAUCAAACUUCAGCAUCAUCUCUACUUGUGGUUGCCCCCUCUUGAAUGGGAUUACAGUAAAUUCAUUUGAGUUGGCUUUAUAUUUAAUGGAAGAUAUUUGUAGGAUGGAUCUCAA
This is a messenger RNA of Malania oleifera, 2614 nucleotides long. RefSeq lists its product as uncharacterized. Lineage: Eukaryota; Viridiplantae; Streptophyta; Magnoliopsida; Santalales; Ximeniaceae. The transcript has 8 exons. The coding region runs from base 235 to 1929 and encodes 564 amino acids. The record is from RefSeq and is a predicted model, not a curated record.